This is a messenger RNA of Nematolebias whitei (Rio pearlfish), 2470 nucleotides long. Its product is annotated as cAMP-specific 3',5'-cyclic phosphodiesterase 4D. The record is from RefSeq and is a predicted model, not a curated record. The coding region runs from base 1 to 2379 and encodes 792 amino acids. Gene Ontology annotation, biological process: signal transduction. Lineage: Eukaryota; Metazoa; Chordata; Actinopteri; Cyprinodontiformes; Rivulidae. Gene Ontology annotation, molecular function: 3',5'-cyclic-AMP phosphodiesterase activity. Gene Ontology annotation, cellular component: nucleus; perinuclear region of cytoplasm; cytosol. The transcript has 16 exons.
AUGAGCGAGGCUCUGUGGGAAAGCUCUGGGGAAGCUGUUUCCUUCUCACUCAGCAGCUCUCAUCCCAUCAAGCUCCGACCACAGACUCCGUCCAGUUCGCCCAGCGGAUCCCCCAGGAUGUCUCCUUGUGACUCUCCUCGCAACUCUCCGCUGCUGUUUCGCAAGCUCCUCAUGAGCCGGAGCAUCGCUCUGCAGCGCCGCUUCACCUUGACGCACACACCCAGUUUUGAUGUGGAGAAUGGCCUGCCGGUGGGUCGCAGUCCACUGGACUCUCAAGCUAGCCCGGGCUCUGGUUUGGUUCUGCAGGCCAACUACCCCCACAGUCAGCGCCGCGAGUCUUUCCUCUACCGCUCCGACUCCGACUUCGAUCUGUCGCCCAAAACCAUGUCUCGCAACUCGUCCACUGCCAGCGACCUGGAGGAAGGAUUGAAGCAAUGGGAAGUCAGUUGGUUACCUCGGCAUGGAGAAGACAUGAUCGUGACUCCGUUUGCACAGGUUCUGGCCAGCCUGCGAACAGUCAGAAGUAACGUUGCUGCUUUGACACAUCUUCAGGACCGUGUGGGAAACAAACGACCGUCAGGCACCAACCAGCCUCCCAUGUGCAAGACGUGUCUCUCAGAGGAGCCUUAUCAGAAGCUGGCGAUGGAGACGCUGGAGGAGCUGGACUGGUGUCUGGAUCAGCUGGAGACGCUGCAGACGAGGAACUCAGUCAGCGAGAUGGCCUCCAAUAAGUUUAAGAGGAUGCUGAACCGCGAGCUGACGCAGCUGUCGGAGACGAGCCGCUCAGGGAACCAGGUGUCGGAGUUCAUCGCCAACACCUUCCUUGAGAAGCAACAUGAUGUGGAGAUCCUGUCUCCGCCUUCUAAGGAGAAGGAGAAGAAGAAGCGGCCGAUGUCACAGAUCAGCGGUGUGAAAAAGGCCACGCAAAGUCCGAGCUUAGCGCCCACCUGCAUCCCUCGCUUUGGAGUUAACACGCCUCACGAGAGCCUGCUGGCAAAGGAAAUUGAGGACAUCAAUCGUUGGGGUAUGGACAUUUUCAAGUUAGCAGAAUAUUCAGGAAACCGCCCUCUGACGGUGAUCAUGUACUCCAUCUUCCAGGAGCGAGAUCUUCUGAAAACAUUCAAGGUGCCAAUCAACACCUUCAUUACCUUCAUGAUGACAUUAGAGGACCACUACCAUGCAGAUGUAGCCUACCACAACAACAUCCAUGCAGCUGACGUGGUGCAGUCCACCCAUGUCCUCCUGUCCACGCCUGCGUUAGAAGCGGUGUUCACAGACCUGGAGAUCAUGGCUGCUCUGUUCGCCAGCGCCAUUCACGACGUCGACCACCCAGGAGUCACUAACCAGUUCCUCAUCAACACCAGUUCUGAGUUGGCACUAAUGUACAACGAUUCCUCAGUUCUGGAGAACCAUCACCUCGCUGUGGGCUUCAAACUACUGCAGGAGGAAAACUGUGACAUCUUCCAAAACCUCAGCAAGAAGCAGAAAGACUCCCUCCGCAAGAUGGUGAUUGACAUGGUGCUGGCCACAGAUAUGUCCAAACACAUGAACUUCUUGGCAGACAUGAAGACGAUGGUGGAGACCAAGAAAGUGACGAGUUUAGGGGUUCUGCUGCUCGACAAUUACUCUGACCGCAUCCAGGUUCUACAGAACAUGGUCCACUGUGCUGACUUAAGUAACCCGACGAAACCGCUGGAGCUUUACCGAAAAUGGACGGACCGCAUCAUGGUGGAGUUCUUCACGCAGGGAGACCGAGAGCGGGACAAAGGCAUGGAGAUCAGUCCGAUGUGCGACAAACACAACGCCUCCAUAGAGAAGACCCAGGUGGGGUUCAUUGACUACAUAGUGCACCCUCUGUGGGAGACCUGGGCCGACCUCGUGCACCCUGAUGCGCAGGACAUCCUGGACACGCUGGAGGACAACAGGGAGUGGUACCAGAGCAUGAUCCCCCGCAGCCCCUCGCCCACGAGCCCGGAUGAGCACCACGCUGAGGUGGAGCCUACGGAUGGAGCUGUGGGAUCAGGGGGUGGAGGAGACAAGUUCCAGUUUGAACUCACCCUGGAAGAGGAGGAGGAGGACGAUGAGGAGGUGGAGUCUGACCUGGAGAGCCCCUUAGAAGAGGAGUCCCAGGCAGGCGGAGACAGGCAUCAGGACUCCUCCUCCCCCUCUCUGUCUCCUGACCCUCACUUGAACAUCAACAGCAGCAGGUACCGCCCUCCUUCGCCUCACCCGUCUCGGUCGCUAAGUUUGGCGUCCAUGUCGGUGCGGAGCCCCCACCCCCACAGGACGCUGGGCUCAGGGGGGCAGGAGGGCGUGGACAGAGACCGAGAGCUGAGCCAGGACGGCGACGGCGUGGCCUGCCUGAGGAUGGGCACGUAGUAACCGGCAGGAAGUGUCCUGUCUGAGAGACGAGCGCCCGGUGGAGGGCGGCGUAGGCAGGGCGAGCCUUGUCCAAUAAUGUCUGUAAAAU